UUGGCAACUUUCAACUGGGCCGUCUGAUACAAACACACUGAAAUAUCUUUAUCGUUAUCGAGUGACAGCUGUCAUCCGCAGCAACAUUCUGUACAUCAUCCGCUUAUUUCCGACCUGGUUCUUGUGCGCGUGUGUGCGUGCGUGCAUGCGUUGGUAACACUGUUUCUGUGUUUCCUGUAAAUGCGUCUGAAGUCCUUCCUGUAAAAGUUUUCACUAAGUUUCAGCGUCUCAUUUACCAGCAGCAUGGAGCCGUGCACAACAAUGUGAGCAGAUCCACCUUAUGUUUGCAUUUCAUGUCGAGAUGGCAGAUGAUUUGAACUCGAGCACAGCCGGGGCACAAGGGACUGUUCGCCCCGCUCAGCCCUGUGCCAGGCAGAAAUAUCGCAGUAAUGCCCAUUCCCAGGGACUUCUGGAUGGCCUCCUCACGCUGCGAGAAGGAGGGAUUCUGUUUGACGUGGUGCUCAUUGUAGAAGAAAGGCCUAUCCAAGCUCACCGUAUCCUUUUGGCAGCCUCAUGUGACUAUUUCAGGGGUAUGUUUGCUGGAGGUUUGAAGGAGAUGCAGGAAACGGAGAUCCCUGUUCAUGGAGUCACAUACACAGCAAUGACUAAACUGCUGGACUUUAUUUACACCUCUGAGCUGGAGCUGGAUCUUGAUACAGUGCAGGAGGUGCUGUGUGCGGCCACUUUACUGCAAGUUCGAGAUGUGAUUGGCUUCUGCUGCGACUUCCUGUUCUGCUGGUUGGAUGACGACAACAUCCUGGAGGUGGAAAAACUAGCAGACAUCUAUGGACUGGAUCAGCUCGGCGGGAAAAUCCGCUCGUAUCUGCUCAAGAACCUCCAGACCUUCUCGCGUACACCUGUGUAUCGAAAGCUUCCCGCAGAGAAAGUGCUGAGCAUUCUGUCCAGCAAUGAGCUGGAGGUGAACUCAGAAAACGAGGUGUUUGAAGCGGCUCUACACUACCACUACACCCCUGAAGAGGUGGAGAAAGAUCAGGUGGUCCUGCAGGAUCCAUUACAGAUGUUGGAAGCAGUGCGUUUCUGUCUGAUGGAGAAGCACGUGCUGCAGCGUCUGCACAGUCGGUUAAAGCAGUGCCCGCUGCGGGACUCUGUGGCCGCCGCUCUGAGUUACCACAGUCAGGAGCUAUGGCAGCCGGUAAUGCAAACCCCACUGACUCAGCCACGCUGCAGCUCCCAGUGCAUUCUGGGAUUCGGUGGCAUGUAUUCAUCUAGCGCGCUUGCAGACAAUGAAGAGCACUUCCAGGUGUUCCAACCCUCCUGGGGCGAGUGGCAUAGUCUAGCUGCAGACCGAGCUCCUCGCAUGUCUAACAUGGGCAUUGCGGUUCUUCAUAACUUUGUCUACUUGAUCGGGGGGGACAAGAACACCAACAGCUUUCGUGCUGAAGCUCGAUGUUGGCGGUACGAUCCUCGGCACAACACCUGGUGCUCUAUCGAAUCUUUACAGCAGCAGCACGCGGAUCACUGCAUCUGUGUGGUGGAUAAAUAUAUCUACGCCAUUGGAGGACGUGACUACACCAACGAAUUAGAGUGUGUGGAGCGCUACAACCCACAAAUCAACACCUGGGAACAUGUGGCACCGCUGAAACGAGAGGUGUACGCCCAUGCGGCAGCAGUGCUUGAUGGGAAGAUCUACAUCGCCUGUGGUCGCCGGGGUAUGGCUUAUCUGAAGGAGACCUACUGUUACGAUCCCAUUGGGAAUCACUGGAGCAUGUGUGCCGACGGCCCGGUGGAGCGCGCCUGGCACGGUAUGGCAGCACUGAACGGCCGUGCUUAUGUCAUCGGAGGAAGCAACGACGGUUGUGGUUACCGACGAGACGUCCUCAAGGUGGCUUGUUAUAAUCCAAUAGCAGAUGUCUGGUCUGUGGUGAGCCCUUUGCCCGCUGGGCACGGAGAGCCUGGCGUGGCUGUUCUCAACGGAUGCAUCUAUAUCCUGGGUGGAAGGUCGCACGAUAAGGGCAGUCGCAUGAAGUACGUUCACAUUUAUCACGCAGAGGAAGACCGAUGGGAGAGCGGAACAGCCUUGGAGGACCGCGUAUCUGGCCUUUCAGCAUGUGUUGUACUUUUGUCACGGGCAACCAUGGCUCAGGCGCAUAGCUGGGAGCAAAGACCCAAAGCAUCAUGGGAAGAGGUAGAUUGGGAUGACUCUGACAAUUCCAGCGAAGACUAAAGAGUGUGUAAGUGUUUAAUAUGAGAGGAUUAUAUGCUUGUUACUAACAUCAUUUUUAAAGUUGAGUUUAUGUGGACGCUUUAGUCAGAUUUUCAAAGAAAUCAUUGUUGUGCUUGUCUGUACAUAAGGUAAGUUUGAGGUUGCAGGAUUAUUUACAUUACAUUACAUAACAUGUAUGCAUUUAGCAGACGCUUUUAUGCAGAGACUUCAGUCUUUACACGUGUUGAUGUGUGAUCCCUGGGAUCGAACCCAUGACUUUUGCGUUGAGAUAUCAGUUAGGCUACAUGAAUACUUGUUUGUUGUAUCUUCAAAACAGGGUGUACAUUGCAAAGAUAUAUCGCUCCAAAAUCAAAAGAAACAACAGCUAAUUGUGUUUUGCAUCAAUGUAUUGUUUUUGUAUUAUGUCGCUUUCUUUUUGCAAAAUAUAAUUGCUUUUUUCCUAUCGACUUUGUGCUGAAAUAUGACAUUAUUUGACAUUUUCAUCGAAUUUUUGCUCAUACUCGUGUUCUUCAUCCAAAAACACACUGACAAUGACCACGCUACUAUGAGACAUUGAUGGUAACACUGUACAUGCACUUUAAGAUAAGAGGGGAUUGGUUUUUAUUUAGAAUGACCGUGCCUUUAUUUUACUGUUUGUCCAAUGCCUUAUUAUUAAGACAUUUACAGUAUGUGUGCAAUAACAUGAUUUUAAAAUAAUAAUUAAAUAAACAAACUCACCCAGAUUCUCGCAAAUGGCAGUUAAAAUUAAAGUGAAUUGUUAAUAAAAGGCCCUCUGACGUUGUUUUUUAAUAUUUUUAAAAACAACCCUGCAAAAUUGUAUGCACUGAAAUGGGCUUAAAGCACUGCUUUGCUUUUUGUUGAAAAGAUCAGAAUUAUUUGACUCUGAAUGUCCUAAUAAAGAUAAUCAUCCUAAUAAAUCUGUUAUUAUUUGUCUGGCAUAUUUUUAUUUAACAAUUUACAGAAUAUUUGCUUAUAGACGGUUUCAGCAGCAACAACAUAAACAAACCUUAUGUGGCCCAAACAUAACUUCAGGUAGACCUCCGCAAAUAUUUCAAUUGAAUUUAUUAGGCUACAAUUAACAUACAAUAAAAUAUUUACAUAAAUUUAUAUGAAAAUAAAUUAAAUUGUUAUAUCAUUAGCCGCUCGCCAGAUUGAUAACCAAUAAACACAGACUGGAAGUUAACUUCGGUCCAGGCGCGUGUGUCUGAUGAAACCGUCUACAAUGAUAAAUUAAUUCAUUUGAGAUGACAAUAGCCAUUGACUGGACUUUAAUGCCACAAAUUUUUAUUUUGAAGAUAUUCUGCAUUUUUUUAAAAUAUGAUUGCUAAAACUACUUGUAUAGUAUUCUGGAAUACAUUUGUUUCAACUGCAUUGUUACGUGUUUUCAAUGUAAAAGUUGAUUAAUGUUCAUAUUAAUAAUGAGAAUAAAGAAAAAUCUUC
This is a messenger RNA of Triplophysa rosa, 3625 nucleotides long. RefSeq names its product kelch-like family member 22 (gene klhl22). Gene Ontology annotation, cellular component: nucleus; Cul3-RING ubiquitin ligase complex; polar microtubule. The transcript has 9 exons. The record is from RefSeq and is a predicted model, not a curated record. The coding region runs from base 281 to 2185 and encodes 634 amino acids. Gene Ontology annotation, molecular function: protein binding. Lineage: Eukaryota; Metazoa; Chordata; Actinopteri; Cypriniformes; Nemacheilidae. Gene Ontology annotation, biological process: positive regulation of TORC1 signaling; proteasome-mediated ubiquitin-dependent protein catabolic process; protein monoubiquitination.